GUUUUGUUUUAGUUUGCUGCAUUGCAAAUUGUUCCACAUCUCCACCACACUGAAAUGCAGAGAGAUUGAACAGCAUCUGUAACAUCUGCGCACUGACUCAAGAGCUCCUGGAUCCUGAAUUCUCAUCGGUCAGAUUUCUUCCUGCCAAAUGUUUGUCGGUUGGCUCUGAUGCCAGUCUGUGGUGAGAGAUGGAGCAGAUCGUGAAGUCCCUCAUUUACCUCGCCUUUACAGUUCAACUGGCCUCAGCAGCCUCCCACUCUCUUCGCUACAUCUUCACUGCAGUCACACCGGGAAUUAACUUCCCAGAGUUCACUGUGGCGGGUCUGGUGGAUGGAGGGCAGUUUGUGUACUAUGACAGUAACAUCAAGAAGUUCAUCCCAAAGACAGACUGGAUCGAGAAGAACGAGGAUAAGGACUGCUGGGACGCAGAGACACAGGAUCAUCUGAGAGUUCAGGAGAUCUUCAAAGCUAAUCUGGCUACAGCAAUGAAGCGCUUCAAUCACACUGGAGGGGUUCACACAGUGCAAGCGACGUACGGCUGUGAGCUGAAUGAUGAUGGAACCAAGAGAGGAUACCACCAGGAAAGUUAUGAUGGAGAAGACUUCAUCAGUCUGGAUCUGACCACUGAAACCUGGACCGCAGCCAACGCUAAAGCUGUUAUUACCAAACAGAAGUGGGAUUCUAAUGUGGGUCGGACUAACAGCUGGAAGAACUACCUGGAGAAUGAAUGUAUCGAGUGGUUACAGAAGUAUGUGGAAUAUGGAAGAUCUACUCUGGAGAGGAAAGUCCGUCCUGAAGUGUUUCUGUUCCAGAAGAACUCUUCUUCUCCAGUGGUGUGUCAUGCUACAGGUUUCUUCCCCAAAGCAGUGAUGAUCUCCUGGCAGAAGAAUGGAGAGGAUCUGGAUGAGGAUGCGGAGCUCAGAGAGUUGCUACCCAACCAGGAUGGAACCUUCCAGAAGAGGAGCGUUCUGACUGUCUCACCUGAGGAGCUGAACAAACACAACUACACCUGCGUCAUUCAGCACAUCAGCCUUCAGGAGGAGAUGGUGCUACAGGUGAUUAAUCACAGAGUCCUGCCACGAGUUGGCGUCAUCGUUCACGCAGGCGUGGGUGUUCUCCUGCUUUUCAUGAUUGGCUGUGUUGGAGUUUUCAUUUGGAAGAAGAUGUGAGAGAACGUGUGAAGCUCAGAUCUAACCGUGUGUUUAACAGUAUCCAGCUAACAGUUUAAUUAAAUUCAAUUCAGGCAGAUUUUAAUAUGGACUCAAGUCAGGGACUCCAAUCAGUGAUUGAGACUCAAGUACGACUUCUUGAGUUCUGUCCUUUAGACCGAAACAUUUUCUGUAAUAAAAGACUUGUUAU
Molecule: messenger RNA, 1359 nt
Organism: Colossoma macropomum (tambaqui)
Lineage: Eukaryota; Metazoa; Chordata; Actinopteri; Characiformes; Serrasalmidae
Product: class I histocompatibility antigen, F10 alpha chain-like
Exons: 6
Coding region: 189-1169 (326 amino acids)
Biological process (GO): immune response
Cellular component (GO): external side of plasma membrane
Source: RefSeq, a predicted model, not a curated record